This is a messenger RNA of Nothobranchius furzeri (turquoise killifish), 5554 nucleotides long. Its product is annotated as leucine-rich repeat neuronal protein 1. Gene Ontology annotation, molecular function: protein binding. The record is from RefSeq and is a predicted model, not a curated record. NCBI's taxonomy places the organism in Eukaryota, Metazoa, Chordata, Actinopteri, Cyprinodontiformes, Nothobranchiidae. Gene Ontology annotation, cellular component: extracellular matrix.
GGGACACGCGGAAAGGUCGCAGUGCGGCGCCGCGCGGUGGAGAGGUCGCGCGGGACUGGGAGGAUGGUGAUGAUGGUGGCGGUGAAGCCAGCUGCUGUAAGGGUUCGGUGUGUUCGCCCAGAUGUGGACUGAUGUUACCUUCACUCUGAUCGACUCAGUAGCGCCUCCCAGUGCGCAUGCACAGCGGACCUGCAGCAGGUCCAGGUCCAGACCAGACCAACAGAACCGGACAGUGAAGCUUUUGGGUUUUACUGGUUUUACUCUAGAUUCCCCUGGUGCGUUCAGGUGCUGAUGGGAAAUCACAACGUCCGAUUUAGGUGAAAUGUUUAGGUUUUAUUCGGUUUUUGGUUAAAGGAAGUGUUUAGCUCAACAUCCACUCUGACGUCAGAGAUCACCUGACUCAACAGGCACGUGUUUCUGAUGCUAAAGGACAGUCAACCUGAGCCCAGGUGUUUGAUCCAGAUGUUUGAGUCGCUUCAGCCCGGAUUUUGAGUCUGCUGUGACAUCAGAGCACCACUCAUCCAGUGAUCCGUUUGGGUUUGUGGGUUCUGUUACAUCACAGAACCGGACCUCUAUACCGGUUUCACUUCAGACACCACGAUGCGUUCACUGACUGCCAGAAACUCCUGUAAAACUCUGAUCAACAGUUUUCAGUUUCAGCUGACAGACAGUUCUUCUGAUUCUCUGACCCAUUUGGGUGAAUGAGUCCAGAGGUUCUGAUAUCCGCAUCUGACUUCCUGUUGGUUUCUCCCUUCCCCCGGGAUGAUCCCAGGUCAGAUGUUUAGGACCUGACUUACAACAGGAUGGAGAGAAGUCCGGAUCGGUUCUGGUUUUGGUUUUAGUAUUGGGUUUGUUCGUGUUCAGCACCAGGCGGCGGAUCUAAAACUGAUCUGAGGUCAGAAUUCGAGCUGCCUCUUGAUCCAUGACAAACUCAGACCCCGGCAUCACUCGCUCCUCCUCCACCUCCCUCUGCCUGAGUAGGAGACCCAGAAGGAGGAGGAGCUGGCUGGAUCUUGUGUAAUGGGUUCUUGAGUGAAACUGGGUCACUGAGUUUCUCCUCACCAGCUGGUUUCCACGGUAACUUGGACUUGGCUUUAUGUAACUACUUGGUUGAGAUGCUGCAGCGACUCACCCUCCUGACCUCCUCUAGUCUGGUCUUCAUCAGAAGUCCUCCUGAAGGAUCUCGUUUGGACUUUGGUUCCAGCUCUCUAGAUAAACCAGGUCAGAGUUCAGCUGAAGGAUGUGGAAAAUCUGAAACGUUGAACAUUCUGUUUGUGUUCAGAUUCAUCUGCACCUUCAUCCUCCUCCUGACAGAGAAGUGCAUCAUGGGAUCUGUAGUCCUGCUGGUCUUCGCUCUGUUGACAUCAUCAGUGUGUGCUGGGGUGGGCGUCAUGAAGCUAGGAGGCGGAGCAUCCUGUCCUCUGCAGUGUGUGUGUGAGACUCGACCCUGGUACACACCUCAGUCAGUCUACCACCAGGCCAGUACGGUGGAUUGUAACGAACUCCACCUGCAGAGAGUCCCUGCAAACGUCUCAGCUGACACACAGGUGCUGCUGCUGCAGAGCAACAACAUCUCCUUCAUCAUGACCGAGCUGCAGAACCUGACCAACUUGACUGAGCUUGAUCUGUCACAGAACCACUUCACACAGGUGAGUUCCAUGGGCCUGUCCUCUCUGGGACGUUUGGUGACUCUGUAUCUAGAGGAGAACCUGAUUGAAGAGUUGGAGGACUUCAGUCUGAGGAACCUUUCCAGUCUGGAAGAACUCUACAUAAACCACAACCGGAUCUCCUCCAUUGGGCCCAGAGCCUUUGCCGGCCUCACAAACCUUCUGCGACUCCAUCUGAACUCCAACCGCCUGGUAGCCAUCGACAGUCGUUGGUUUGAGUCCCUGCCAUCUCUGGAGAUCCUGAUGAUUGGAGAGAACCCCAUUCUGGGUCUGGAGGAGAAGAACUUCCUGCCUCUGUGUCGCCUCCACAGCCUGGUUCUGGCUGGAAUGGGUCUGAUCUCCGUCCCCUCUGCUGCCUUCAUUGGCCUCGACAGCCUGGAGAGUCUCUCUUUCUACGACAACCGGCUCAGGUCUGUUCCUCGGGAUGCUCUGAGCGUUCUCCCAAACCUGAAGUUCCUUGACCUGAACAGGAACCCCAUCAGUCGGAUCCAGCAGGGAGAUUUUCAGAACCUUCAACACUUGGAGGAGCUCAGUUUGAACAACAUGGAGGAGCUGCUGAUGGUGGAACAGGGAGCUUUCCAGAACAUUCCAGAAAUGGCCAAACUGGAGCUGUGCAACAAUCCUCGGUUGUCCUACAUCGACCCGCAGGCCUUCAGUGGCUUGUCCUCCCUCCGGACUCUCGUCCUCCACAAUAACCAGCUGAGCCUCCUGUCCAGCGACCUCCUCUCCUCCCUCCCCUCUCUAGAGGAGGUGUCUCUGCACUCCAACCCCCUGCGCUGUGACUGCCUCACCUCCUGGGGGCCUCAUCUUGGCAACCAAUCCCACCUUAAGCUGCUGGAGUCAUUCAUCACAGUCUGCUCCUCCCCCCCACACCUGAUUGGUCGGGAGCUACAGGAGGUGGUAGCAGGCGGAUGGGGCGGGGGUGGAGCCAACAGCUGCUUGCCUCACAUCUCUCCUCACUCCUUCCCGCCAAUCCUGAACAUCAGCGAGGGACAGCCAAUCACACUGGAGUGUUGGGCCGAUGCCGACCCCGCCCCUCAGUUUUACUGGGUGACACCGACAGGACACAAGGUGAGCUCUGAGGGGGUGGCGGCUCCCGUCGCGUCAGAACAGGGGCGUGGCCUGAACCGGAGGACCAAGCACCGGAUGUUAGAACCAGGAGCUUUGGUGAUGGAACACGUGGAGAUGUGCGACACAGGUGUGUACACCUGUGUGGCCUGGAACGCGGAAGGAGCAGACACCAGGAGUGUCUCUGUCUCCGUGGAGCCUCAGGGUUCUGCCGGGUCUUGGCAGAGGGGCGCCGAGUCCAGGAGAGAAGAGCUUCUGUCGGGGAACUGGUCCAGCUCCUCUCUGGUGGUCGUCGCUAAGGUGGUGCAUGCCCAGUCGGUGGUGUUGGAGUGGAGGUUGUACCCCUCCAGAGAAGCUUCAGCUGCAGGUCGGGACCAGCCUUUUCCCCAGUGGACCAGAGCUAGUGUGCACAUCAACAACUCUCAGAUCAGUUACACCUCCGAGGUCCCGGCUGAUGUUCAGGAAUACAAUCUGACUCACCUCCUUCCUGCCACAGAGUACCACGUCUGCCUCACCAUCUCCUCCUCCCCCACCUCCCGCCCUCGGUCCCCUCCCAUUCACACCUCCUGCCUGAAUGUCACCACCAAGGAGGUGGGGUUCUCUGUGGAGCUGGUGGCGUCGCGGCGCAGCGGCGUGGCGCUGGCGGCCGUCAUGUGCUCCGUGUUUGCUUUGUCCAUCAUGGUGCUGCUGGUGGCGUACGUGGGCCGCCGCGCGCAGCAGCACAAGACCUGUGGCCACUCCCUGAAGGUGUACAUGCAGCACGCCAUGUCCAUCCCACUGAACGAGCUGUACCCACCACUCAUCACGCUGUGGGAGAGCGAGGCAGAGAAGGACAAGGAGGAGAAGGAAGGAGAACGAGACGAGGAGGAGGCAGCAGGGAGUCAGAUCAACACCAGCAAGACAUACAUGUGGUAGACGGAGGAGGAGGAGGAGCUGCCAAGUACAGGAACGGAAGUGAGGAGGUCCUGUGACUCUCUGAUGAGCCUGACAGACAAAGGGUAAAACCCACAGGCUGCUGGGGGGCAAGGUUCUGUUACGAGCUCACCAUCACAACCCUCAUUGUCCUCAUGGUGCUCCAGCAGAACUCAGACCUGCUGUCAUGCCAUCCCUUCCUCCACCUCCAGCAGCUCCUGAACCACCUCGUUGGAUCUGUGAGUUCAGAAUCGGACCUCUUUGGGUCGGAUUGUUGUACUGAAGCAGCACAAGUGGAGUCUUUCACCACCCGUGUGGUCCGACGGGUUUGAGGUUCCUGCGUUUGGAUCAUGAAGCCGCUCCCAGAACCAGCUUAAUGAGUUUUUCCAUGAGAAUAAAGAUGGAGGGAAGAAGAUUGACCACAGAGGAACCAGAUGAAAGUGUCCUGUGAGAAUGAGCAGGUGGAAUAGGUUCCUGUGGUGUGAGAAGAACCACUUCCUGCUGACAGGAAGUCUCAGCUGUGUUUGUGAUCUGAUGACAGUUUAAACCCUUCAGAUCCUCACGGGGUUUGAUUCUCCAAGCAGCUUCACGUCUUCCAGUCGAGGGCUUGUCCCGUCAGAAUCUGGACCUUCAGAACUCACCAGAAUCGACUCACCAUCCUCAUCAGCAGCAUAAACCGUCACUGACCUUCUCCAGGACCUCUGCAUCAGUAGCAUGUUUGGUCUCUUGACCGUCUCCGCUGCUCAGGUUUAGGACUGUCGGUAUAAAACGUGCACGCCGUCAGGUCCACACCGAUCUAGGUGCACAUCCAGGUGCGUGGCUCCAGGUGCGUGGGUUCUACAGUUUGCAGGUUUUAUCAGCCAGACUUUAGGUUUCUUUAGCUUCUCUUCAGGAACAAACAUCCAAAGGUUUCUUCGGGCAUUUUGAACAAACGUUCUCACGACGACGAAGUGGCGCUCCGCUUCCCGUUACUCUCAAAGGUUUCUGCUUUAACGUCCGAAGCUUUACUUUUAUGAUCUUUUUAUGUCUUGGAUCAGAAGCUGGUGAACCAGGAGCUGAAACGUCUGAUCGACUCAGACUCCUUCUUGGAGAUAAAGCUCAGCUGAUUCGUUAGAAACCCACUCAGAUGGUUCCCUGAGGAUCAUUGGGCUACCAUGAGCACCACCCAGGGGUCGACUUUCAGGGUUCAGUACCCACCAGGGUUUAGGACACCCCCCCAGAAGCUUCUGAUGUCACGUUUUAUGGAGUUUGGCUGGUUUUCCUUCAUGCGACGCCCCGCCAGAAGAUCCAGGACGUCUUUAGGGAAACCAGAAUCUUCUCAUGUUUUCAGCCGGUUGGUCUUUUGGAUAUUUGAUUCAGAAAAAGUAAGUAAAACACCAAUCAGGUGUGGCAGGUGGUUGGGAGGGUCCUCAUGUGGACUGUUGGUUCCCUUCGGUCCCUGUUCUGAUCCGACUGGACCUGUCCGUGUUACAGAGGAACCAGAAAUCUGUUCACGCCCCUUCAGCCUUUCUAUAUGCACUAAAGAAAGAAGAAAAUCGUGUUUUAUUCAGAGUCUUUGGACUUCUUCCGUCUGGUUCCUGGGGCGUUCUGCUACAGAACCUCGGACUGUUCUGGACACAUGAACCGACCCGUUAGUCCGACCCAGAGCAGCAUUUGUUUCUGUGCGCUGAUGUUUAACCAUCAGCAGGAAGUUCUCGGUUUUAGACUCGGAUAAACCUUCAUUACGGGCGCCCCCUGGUGGUAGAACCAGACACUCCCCUCCACCGCGGCCUCCUGAUGCAGGGUAUUUUUAUAAAGCUUCACUAGUUAAACGAUUGCUUAUUCAACACCGAGCACCAACUGUAACUACAGGUGUGUGUGUGUGUGUGUGUGUGUGACUUCUUCUAUAAAGACACUUUGUCCCUCCA